Molecule: messenger RNA, 807 nt
Organism: Fusarium pseudograminearum CS3096
Lineage: Eukaryota; Fungi; Ascomycota; Sordariomycetes; Hypocreales; Nectriaceae
Exons: 2
Coding region: 1-807 (268 amino acids)
Source: RefSeq, a predicted model, not a curated record
AUGUUCAAAAUAGGCAUGUUCAACAUAGGCAACCCCAAAGCGACAUCCUCAAUGUCUGACCAACCCCCAUCAUUCGAAGAGUCCAUGUCCACCAACCCGCCGAUAUUCAAGACACAGUUUGCCUGCAUGACGCUCAAUAUGACGGACCGUAUCCGUCUUAUCAACUUCACCGAAGUCGAGGUUCAAGCGGUUAAGCAAAUCGUCAAGACUCGCUGGAAGCCAGGUCUAGUACAAUCAUAUCCGUACGGUGAUUCAACCGAGAUUUGGGUCCGUGGAAGACCAUGGGCGUAUGAUUCCAACGGCAAUGAUGAUGCGAGACGACUUAUUCUAUGGAUACUGGAGAGAUUGUUCGAUCAUGGUUGGGUCGUGCAAUGUUCGUUGGAUAUCACGAAGAAAUCUGAGAGCAAAGAUUCACUCAUCUUUCGAAAACAAAAUCCUAUCCCUAUGCCCUGCGACUGGAUCUGCGUCUCCUUUGACAACAGCGACAAGUUGAAAAUCGUCGACUCUCCUCCAAAAGACCUGACGGACGCCAUUCUGCAGACAUUUAGCUGCGAAGUGCGAAGACGUGAGAUAACACCAGAAAAGUUCAAGAUUCAUUUAGGUGUUCAGCCGUGGGAGCCUUCGGGAACAGAUACCGUUACGACGAGAAUACUGUUGCUUAGGCUGGUUGAGACACUUGAGAGGCGUGGAUUCACGAUCUAUGCGACGAUUGGGAGUAAAGGAGAGGACGGUGAGGGUGCUGCGGAUUUGUUGAUUUGUCACAGGGCGGCAGAUUGGGUUCCUGGAGCGCCUAUUUGGCAUAGAUAG